UCCAUGGGGAAGAGGGUUGCAUCACUUUCUGAGUCGGAAUUGAAGCGUUUAAAUAACAAAAAAGAACAGAAAUGUAUUUUAAAAGAACGCAGACAUCAGAGGCACUCCGUACUUAGCGAGCACCGUCCCGGGGAAGUGUACCCCCGUACAGCGAAUCUCCACAGGUUGGCUGUGACCCGGGCUCUCUGCACUGUCCCACCCUGCGCUGUGGUGUCAGCGGAGCUGGCUGAGUGCGAGAACGGAAUUAAUAGGAAUUCUCUCUGCGGAUCCGAAUAUCAGCGCUGAAAGACACGGUGCUACUCUAACCCUGAUAAAAUACAGCCUCCACCGAGGCACCGGCACUGUCACUUCCUCAUCCCACCCUCGUCCUCUGCCAAGCCUGACCCUCCCUCCGCAACACCUUGGAAUCCUCAAGCUGACCGCAUUAACUCCGGGGCCUGAGCGCUGCUGGAAUCGCGGAUUUUCCCGUCGCUGCUGCGGGACUCUCCCGCUUUCAGAUUCCUUACUUCAGAGCGGAGACCGCUCUCUCCCGACAGGCUCCCAAAUAUCCCGGUCAUUUCACUUUUCGAAUGUCACCCGUUUUCGGAUUUUCACAUAUAAAAUCCGGCAGCAUGGCAGAGAGAGCUCAGAACACGAUCCCCAGACACGGGUCUCGGCAGCACCGGCGUCCGCUCCCGGAUCACAAGCCGUGGCAUUUCCAUAUCGAGAGUUCCAUUCGGCGAACAAGACCCGUUUUCGGAGCUGAUUCUGGUCUCAGAUCGGUGCUUUAUUCAGUGUCGGGUGAAGAUGGCAUUGGGCCGUGUUUGGAGAGUUUGCAGUGUGUGGCUGUUGUUGACCGUGACCCCGACCCUGGGCUGUGAGAGGUUACAGUUACUGCAAGUUCUCAACAGAGAGACUCUGGGCGAGCUGAAUGAAAUGGGUGGCCGCCUCCCUCGACACUGUGCGACUGAGAGGCUGUCGUUGAAAACCAAGCCCUUGGAGCUGGUGAAACUUUCGGCGGAGGUUCCUGCCCAGGACUGGAUCUGGAUCAUCCAUCAGACCCUGCAUCACCUUCGCAGGAUCUACAGUAUGAACCUGAGCUCAGACAGACGGGUGGAAGACUUCAAGAUUCACUUGGAUCGGCAGCUCAAAGCACUGGACGUUUGUGUCCGGAAACCAGGCUCAGAGUCCAGAUCAAGGAAGAAUGCUGCAAUUCUUAAAUAUUUUCACGUACUGAGAGAGUUUCUGAAACAGAAGCGAUUCAGUGACUGUGCCUGGGAAAAAACCCACGAUGAGACCAGGAGACAUUUACAACAACUCCGUUUCGUUAUGGCAAAAGUCGGUAAAGUUCACCGAAGACUUUCCAGAGAUAAUAUCAAAGAAGGCGAAGAUUGGUGACUAUUUAAUUAAAACAUUUUAUGUGUAAAAGGAUAUCCAAAUGGACUAAUAUUACAUUUUGGAAGGAAAAUAAAACAAAUUCCAGGGCUAUUUAUGAAAACAGAAGAUGAUGGAAAUACUGAAUCUGCGUGCAGAGGAAACCUGAGUUUAUGUAUCGGACCAAAUAAAAUACUGUCUUAAAUGCUCAUCAAUAUGAGCAUUUCUUUACGCUAAAGAUAACCGUUAUUUGUCAAACAUAACAUCGAAACGUACUUUGAAACGCGUUGUUUGCAUCAGCGAAAAACGCUGGGGGAGUCCGGAGGUGUCGCCGGCGGCAAAAUAGCAUUCUCACCACUUACUACUCGUUUGUCUUCGGAACGUAUAUGGAAGGAAACAGGAGUACUCAGAGAAAAUCCACACGAUCAUGGGGCGAACAUACAAACUCCUUAGAGAGAGCGGUGGAAACGGAACCCCAAUCGCUGGUGCUAAAUGCUAAGCCUAUGCAACCUUAACUAUUGUUCACGCCCAUUCGCCACUACGUGAUAUGUAGAAUACGGUCAGUAAUUUUCUAUUCUCCUCUGCCCUUGUGUGUUAUGUUGAAUGUUAAGGCAAUUUUCAUCUGGUGAGUGAUGGAGAAUAGAGAAUGUCUGGAUCUAUCUUGAUAUUUAUGCACUGAUAUAUUUAUUGAUGUAUUUAUUUGAUCUACUGUGAUGAGAUUUGAAUUUGGUGAAUGGCCCUGUUUCUGUUCCCAGUGUAACCGAUUGACAGUUACUGCAAUGCAAGGUUCCAUUUCCGGAGAAGCUGCUCUGCGGGCAGCAUUUCACUCUCACUGCCUUUCUUGAGCUUGUUUCGUUGCGGUUGCCAGUAAUUACUUCGGUUCCAGUUAUUUUUGAACUAAUCCAAUAUAGUUCUCAUAUAAAAUGAACUCCGCAGCAAUUCAUUUUCCAUAGUUUUGCAUAAAAUAAGAAUCAUAAUUUUUUGAGCUUGCUUUUGUAGUAUCACUGAGCUCUGUUAACUUUGUUUUAAAGCAAUAGGGUUCAGUAUUACCACAAAAAGAAUUUUCUUGCCGUGUGUGCUAGCAGGCUAAUGAUGCUCGACCUCUUUCCUGAUCAUCAAUCAUGAUUACUUACUUCUGUAGCUGAUCAACAGCUAGCUGAUCAAUUCAACUCGACAAUCCUGUUGUCAUGUUAAUGUGAAGAUACUUAAAUGCGGGAA
Molecule: messenger RNA, 2571 nt
Organism: Hypanus sabinus (Atlantic stingray)
Lineage: Eukaryota; Metazoa; Chordata; Chondrichthyes; Myliobatiformes; Dasyatidae
Product: interferon tau-like
Exons: 4
Coding region: 787-1377 (196 amino acids)
Biological process (GO): defense response
Cellular component (GO): extracellular region
Molecular function (GO): cytokine receptor binding
Source: RefSeq, a predicted model, not a curated record